AUGCCAUCGCGCGAGAUCAUCUGGUUGAGCAUCGAGACGGCCUUCUCAGGCGUCAUGCCAGGAAACAUGACCACGGACUCAGCUACAAGGUCCCGCACAAGUACAGUAGCGCCACCCCCGACCGCCAGUCGUGUGUGUGUGUGUGCGUGUCCCGUAAACUCCGUGCUCUGCAUAAAAAAAACUCGUGUGUGUGUGUGUGUGUGUGUGUGUGUGUGUGUGUGUGUGUGUGUGUGUGUGUGUGUGUGUGUGUGUGUGUGUGUGUGUGUGUGUGUGUGUGUGUGUGUGUGUGUGUUGUGUGUGACCACGAGCAACAGGAAAGAGUGA
Molecule: messenger RNA, 324 nt
Organism: Monosiga brevicollis MX1
Lineage: Eukaryota; Choanoflagellata; Craspedida; Salpingoecidae
Exons: 2
Coding region: 1-324 (107 amino acids)
Source: RefSeq, a predicted model, not a curated record